AGGGUGGACGGCGUUCAACAACGAAGCUGCACCAGCUAGAACCAGGCCACUCAAUUCCAUCCUUAUAUAAACGCUCCCAUCUCUUCCUUCUUCCCUCACCACUCCACAACUCCCAAAUCUCUACUUCUUCGCCCCUACUUCUCAUUCUUCUCUUCAUACAAAUUUCAAAUUGUGAAAUGGGUGUUAAGAGUUUUGUUGAGGGUGGUAUCGCGUCCAUAGUUGCUGGGUGCAGCACUCAUCCGCUUGAUCUGAUCAAGUUUCGGAUGCAGCUUCAGGGUGAGCAACUCUCUGCUUCCAUCAACUCCCACCACGUUCAGAAUCUUCGUCCCACUUUGGCCGUUCCCAUGCAGUCUCCUCCAAUGGAUGUUUCUUCUUCACUUGGCAUGGCGGCUCCUCGUGCUAGAGCUGGACCCAUAUCGGAUGGUGUGCAGAUUCUUCGCUCUGAAGGUGUUUCUGCUCUGUUUUCCGGCGUCUCCGCCACCAUGCUCCGUCAAACACUCUAUUCCACCACUCGUAUGGGUCUUUACGAUGUGCUCAAGCAAAAAUGGACCGACCCAGAUAAGGGAAACAUAUCCGUUGGCCGAAAGAUUGUGGCUGGGCUUAUUGCCGGCGGGGUUGGUGCGGCCGUAGGAAACCCUGCCGAUAUGGCAAUGGUCCGUAUGCAAGCUGACGGUCGGCUCCCGGUGGUUCAGCAGCGCAAUUAUAACAGCGUGUUCGACGCGAUCAAGCGCAUGUCGAAGGAGGAAGGAGUGGCCAGCUUGUGGCACGGCUCGGCGCUGACGGUAAACAGAGCCAUGAUCGUGACGGCUUCGCAGUUGGCGUCGUACGAACAGUUCAAGGAGAUGAUUGUGGCGAAGGGGUUGAUGAAGGACGGGCUUGGGACCCACGUAACGGCUAGUUUUGCUGCGGGGUUUGUGGCGGCGCUAGCUUCGAAUCCGGUGGAUGUGAUAAAGACCAGGGUGAUGAACAUGAAGGUGGAGCCAGGGGCGGCGCCACCGUACAUGGGAGCCUUAGAUUGUGUUCUUAAGACAGUGAAGGCUGAAGGGCCUAUGGCCCUUUACAAGGGAUUUAUCCCUACGAUUUCAAGGCAGGGACCUUUUACAGUGGUGUUAUUUGUGACGCUUGAACAAGUCAGGAAACUACUCAGGAAUUUUGAUCGAGAGUAGGGCCGCAGCGUACGAUGACGACGAAAUAUAUUCGAAUUAUUUAUCCCUGAUUUGAUAUGAUGAAAAUGAUUUUAAUAAAAAUAAAAAUAAAUAUGAAAUUAAAAGUGAAAAUGAGGUUUAAAAAUAUAUUUAGUAUGUUGAUGGAAUUGAUAAAUUAUUUUUACUUAAUAUUAAUAUUUACAAUAUAAAAAUACUAAAAUGCCCUCACCUAAAAACACUCUGCUUCAACCUACAUAUCAAUUUUCCAACCCAGAUAUCAAAAUCUCCAUCCAAUGAAAUAACAAUAUAAAUCAAAAAUAAAAAUCUGGAGCUCGUGUGAUGAGAACACCAUCCAACCCAAGUAUGUUCAUGGUGUCGCACAGUGCGAUGAGAACUUGCGCUCUUGUGACCUUAUAAACUUCAUGAAUUGCAUUUAUUAUUGUCGGCUUGAGGUGGAAGAGAAGCUGCCGCAUCAACAUUAUACGGCGAAAUCUUGUAAGCGAUUGAAUGUUGUGGCAACAUAGAGGAGAAGGCGGGUCUUUGUUGACGACGUUGAGGUCGCUGGAGGUUGUUGACAGAAGGUCACCGUCAUUCAGGUCAGUGGAGGUUGUUGACAAGAUUUCGCCGGCGUUCAGGUCACUGGAGGUUGCUGACAAGAGGUCGUCGACAUUCAAGUCACUGAGGUUGUUGACGAGGGUCGCUGGCGUUCAAGUUAUUGAAUGAGAAAGGAAGGAUAAAUAUUGAAACUAGUGAGAUAGAAUUUGAAAUCUGAAUAUUUUUGAUGGAAUUCAA
This is a messenger RNA of Prosopis cineraria, 1937 nucleotides long. RefSeq names its product mitochondrial uncoupling protein 4-like. The transcript has a single exon. Bases 177 to 1166 code for a protein of 329 amino acids. Gene Ontology annotation, biological process: oxaloacetate transport; thiosulfate transport; succinate transmembrane transport. The record is from RefSeq and is a predicted model, not a curated record. Lineage: Eukaryota; Viridiplantae; Streptophyta; Magnoliopsida; Fabales; Fabaceae. Gene Ontology annotation, cellular component: mitochondrial membrane. Gene Ontology annotation, molecular function: antiporter activity; malate transmembrane transporter activity; oxaloacetate transmembrane transporter activity.